AUGGGAAUUAGACAAAAGGUACACUUAAGGAACGAAAUUAGAGUGUGGGAAGACCUCUGGAUACCAACGGUACCAGCGAGACCAGCAAGAGAAAUUGCCCUGGCAGUACACCCAAUGAUGCCAAUAUCAGAAUUUAUAACGGGUAAUCCGAAGAGAUGGGACAUGGAGAGGCUUGAAAACUAUGUUCAUCAAGAUGACAUUGCUUUGAUCAAAUCAUUGGCCAAAAGCCAGGAUUAUUCCCAAGAUGGAUAUUGCUGGAGCUUCACAAAGAAUGGGAUGUACUUUGUUAAGUCAGGAUAUUGGGUGGCGACUAACUUGCUGAGAAUUGACACAAAGGAAACACGAGAAGCAACACUACAAGCAUGGGCACAUGCGACAACUCCAACCCCGCCACUGCUUUUCCCAAGUGUUAGUCAUUUCACAAAUAUGGAUUAUCUGUUCCGGAGGAAGAAUGAUAUUGAGGACCCAAAGCUGGAUAAAGACCCAUACCCUUGGAUUAUAUGGUUCAUAUGGAAAGAAAUGAACGAUAAACUAUUCAGAGGAAUAGACAAGGAUCCUUUAGAAACUGUCAGACAUUCUAAAUCUGAAUGCCACGCUUGGCAUGCAGCAAACCGAAAAGAAGAAAGAUCAACAUUAACACAUCCUACAUCACAUACAAACAUUGAAAUAUGUUUGACUGAUGGAUCCUGGAAACAUGAUGCACUGCUUAGUGGUUAUAGAUGGACAUGGAAGAAUGCAGAAGGUGGGAUUCAGUUAAUGGGGGCAAGGAAUCAAGAUAAGACGAUAUCACCUUUACAUUCAGAAUUGGAGGCACUAUCAUGA
Messenger RNA from Raphanus sativus (radish), 822 nucleotides. RefSeq lists its product as uncharacterized. The coding region runs from base 1 to 822 and encodes 273 amino acids. The transcript has 2 exons. The record is from RefSeq and is a predicted model, not a curated record. NCBI's taxonomy places the organism in Eukaryota, Viridiplantae, Streptophyta, Magnoliopsida, Brassicales, Brassicaceae.